Messenger RNA from Theobroma umbraticum, 764 nucleotides. RefSeq names its product allene oxide cyclase, chloroplastic-like. Gene Ontology annotation, molecular function: allene-oxide cyclase activity. NCBI's taxonomy places the organism in Eukaryota, Viridiplantae, Streptophyta, Magnoliopsida, Malvales, Malvaceae. Gene Ontology annotation, biological process: jasmonic acid biosynthetic process. The record is from RefSeq and is a predicted model, not a curated record.
AUGGCUUCUUUAACCUCUGCUUGGGCAACUGCAUCUCCUUCUGUGAAGCAACAUUCUUCUUCACAGACCAAAUCACUGUUGCCUGUAGCUUUCAAGCUGAUCACAAACCCAACUUUAAAUAAGAGCUCCAAGCUUUUCACUUCCUCGACAAACUACAACAGCUUCUCAGAACCCAAAACAUCUUUCACUUUCAAAAGUCACGCCACUCCAUCUAAUAAUAACUCAACACCCAGCAAAGUCCAAGAACUGUAUGUGUAUGAGAUAAACGAAAGAGAUCGUGGGAGUCCUGCUUAUCUAAGUUUGAGCCAGAAAUCUGUCAAGUCUCUUGGUGAUCUUGUCUGUUUUAGCAACAAACUGUAUACGGGGGAUAUGCAGAAACGGAUAGGAAUAACAUCGGGGAUGUGCAUUCUGGUCCAACACAAACCGGAGAAGAAUGGAGAGCGUUACGAGGCGUUGUCCAGCUUUUACUUCGGCGACUACGGUCACAUAACUGUGCAGGGACCUUACCUGACCUACGAGGAUUCGUAUCUGGCUGUGACUGGUGGGACAGGGAUCUUCCUUGGGGUCAUUGGCCGGGUUAGGCUGCACCAAAUUCUGUUCCCUCUCAAACUCUACCAUACCUUCUACUUGGAGGGCAUUGCGGACCUCCCCGAGGAGCUGCUUGGCAAGUCUGUUGAGCCCAACCUAGAAGUGGAGCCCAGCCCUGCUGCACAGGCCUGUGAACCCCAUGCCACCAUUGCUAAUUUCACUGAAUAAUUAUGUUA